AUGUGGUCAAAGCUUUUGCUGAUUUUACCAAAGAUUUUGCAUCAAGUCUUGCAAUACCUCUCAUUCUUUCAUUAAUUCAUCCAGAAAUCCAUGCCCAGGCUAUCACUUUACCACUUAGAUUUGGGUGGAAUCCAAUUUCGAAACAUAUGAUUACUUUAAAGAAACAUUUGAAACCUGUAUUAGAGAAAAGAUUGAAAGAUAAAGAAAUUCUUAGUGAUAAAUAUGAACCACCUCUGGAUAUAAUUGAAUAUCUUUUGAAUAAUCUUGAAUAUGAAACAAAAGUUAUUACUGAUGAUUACUUGAAUAAAAUCU
Molecule: messenger RNA, 312 nt
Organism: Dentiscutata erythropus
Lineage: Eukaryota; Fungi; Glomeromycota; Glomeromycetes; Diversisporales; Gigasporaceae
Source: the annotation of a GenBank genome assembly